AUGGAUCCUCAGCGCUUUUAUGGUAAAAAACGUCCUGCAUUUUCCAUCCCAGAGAGUAGUGAAGAUGAGAAGGCAUCGGAUGAUGAAACUUAUAGAAACCCAGGUCCUGAGAUUUUCAUUCCAGAGAGCAGUGACGAUGAAAUCGCUUCAGAUGAUGAUCGUGGAAAUGUAGGUGAAUUUGAAGAAAUUUAUUUAGAUGACGACGCUCUUGAUAAUGAUUGCGACGAAUAUAUUCCUUAUGAAACGGAAGAAGAAGAUAUCUCAAGCAAGCCUUCUACGUCAAAACAGCGCACAGGAAAUAAGAGAAAGAAGGUUAAAUGUGUAUGGUCUGAUGAAAGUAUGGCGUAUGACGAGUCACAUAUUGCGUUUUUAGGAUGCCAAGAUCUCCCAAAUGAAAUUAUGAAACUCGAAGCGCCCAUGGAUUUCUUUAAAUUUUUAUUUCCUUCUUCAGCGAUUAAUUUAAUUGUAAGGGAGAGCAACUUAUAUGCUGAUCAAAUCACCGAAAGCAACCACAAUGAAGUCACGGAAGAAGACAUACGUAAAUUUUUAGGCAUAAUAAUUUAUAUGUCUGUGGUGCAUCUUCCAACAACACGUCAUUAUUGGAAGGAAGGUACAUACAUUGAAAAGGUGGCUUCAGCAAUGACUUGUAACAAGUUUGAAGAAGUAAAAAGGUUUUUACAUUUUUUUUAA
Parnassius apollo (apollo) is the source of this 690-nucleotide messenger RNA. The record is from the annotation of a GenBank genome assembly. Lineage: Eukaryota; Metazoa; Arthropoda; Insecta; Lepidoptera; Papilionidae.